AUGGCAUCUACUUUCGAUGCGUAUGGUUUAGCUAAGCAGCUCAAGUCAGUUUUUGGGAUUUCCCUCGACAAUUCGGUGGUAUCUGACGACGUCGUCCUUGUGAUUGCAACCACGUCUCUGGCACUGGCAGUUGGAUUCGCGGUGUUGCUAUGGAGGAAAUCUGCAUCGGAUCGGAGCGGGGAGGUGAAGCCUUUUAUGGUUCCCAAGUCUCUUAUGUCUAAGGAUGAGGACGAUGAUUUGGAUUUGGGAUCCGGGAAGACCAAAGUCUCUAUCUUCUUCGGUACGCAGACUGGAACCGCCGAAGGAUUUGCUAAGGCAAUAGCAGAAGAAAUCAAAGCGAGAUAUGAAAAAGCCUCAGUCAAAGUCAUUGACCUGGAUGACUAUGCUGCUGAUGACGACGAAUAUGAAAAGAAAUUCAAGAAGGAAACUUUGGCAUUCUUUGCUGUUGCUACUUAUGGAGAUGGAGAGCCUACUGACAAUGCUGCUAGAUUUUACAAAUGGUUUACAGAGAGGUUUGUCGCCUCAAUACUCCGUGUUUCAUGUUUUCAGGAAAUUGAACAGGAUAUAAGGCUUCAGAACCUAUCGUAUGGUGUGUUUUCUCUUGGUAAUCGCCAGUAUGAACAUUUUAAUAAGAUCGGGAUUGUUCUUGAUGAAGAGCUCUGUAAGAAAGGUGCAAAGAGGCUUAUUGAAGUUGGUCUAGGAGAUGAUGAUCAGAGCAUUGAGGAUGAUUUUAAUGCCUGGAAAGAAUCGCUAUGGCCUGAGCUAGACAAACUCCUCAGAGACGAGGAUGAUACAACUGUGGUAACUCCUUAUACAGCUGUGAUUCCUGAAUACCGGCUGGUGAUUCAUGAUCCUACUUUUACAUCUGAGAAAUCAGUGGACUCGAAUGUUGCCAACGGAGAUGCGGCUAUUGACGUUCAUCAUCCCUGCAGAGCUGAUGUUGCUGUGCAGAAGGAGCUUCACACACCAGAAUCUGAUCGGUCAUGUAUUCAUCUCGAGUUUGACAUAUCUGGCACUGGUAUUACAUAUGAAACAGGAGACCAUGUAGGUGUAUAUGCUGAAAAUCAUGUUGAAAUAGUUGAAGAAGUUGGAAAAUUGCUUGGCCAGUCUCUAGAUUUAGUGUUUUCCAUACAUGCUGAUAAAGAAGAUGGCUCACCAUUGGGAAGCUCAUUACCGCCUCCUUUCCCUGGCCCGUGCACACUUGGUACUGGUUUGGCAAGAUACGCAGACCUUAUGACCCCUCCCCGAAAGUCUGCGUUAGUUGCCUUGGCUGCCUAUGCCACUGAUCCAAGUGAAGCCAAGAAACUGAAACACCUGACAUCACCUGAGGGAAAGGAUGAAUAUUCACAAUGGAUUGUUGCAAGUCAGAGAAGUCUUUUAGAGGUGAUGGCUGCUUUUCCUUCAGCAAAACCCCCACUAGGUGUCUUUUUCGCUGCAAUAGCUCCUCGUCUACAACCUCGUUACUACUCCAUCUCAUCCUCACCAAGAUUGGCGCCAAGUAGAGUUCAUGUGACAUGCGCACUAGUAUACGGUCCAACUCCUACUGGUAGAAUCCACAAGGGGCUGUGUUCGACGUGGAUGAAGAAUGCAGUUCCUUCGGAGAAAAGUAGUGAAUGUAGUGGAGCUCCUAUCUUUAUUCGAGCAUCUAAUUUCAAGUUGCCAUCCAACCCUUCAACUCCAAUCGUCAUGGUGGGACCUGGGACUGGCCUGGCACCUUUUAGAGGAUUUCUCCAGGAAAGAAUGGCACUGAAAGAAGACGGAGUAGAUCUUGGUUCAUCUUUGCUCUUCUUUGGGUGCAGAAACCGACGGAUGGAUUAUAUUUACGAGGACGAACUCAAUAAUUUUGUUGAUCAUGGCGUAAUAUCUGAGCUCGUCGUGGCAUUCUCUCGUGAGGGAGCGCAGAAGGAGUAUGUUCAACAUAAGAUAACAGAGAAGGCAGCACAAGUUUGGAAUCUAAUAAAGGAAGAAGGUUAUCUCUAUGUUUGCGGUGAUGCAAAGGGCAUGGCGAAAGAUGUUCACCGGACUCUACACACCAUUGUUCAGGAGCAGGAAGGCGUAAGUUCGUCGGAGGCAGAGGCUAUAGUAAAGAAACUUCAAAACGAAGGAAGAUAUCUCAGAGAUGUCUGGUGA
This is a messenger RNA of Microthlaspi erraticum, 2130 nucleotides long. The record is from the annotation of a GenBank genome assembly. NCBI's taxonomy places the organism in Eukaryota, Viridiplantae, Streptophyta, Magnoliopsida, Brassicales, Brassicaceae.